AGGAAAUGAGCACUGGCAACAACUCCAACGUGGUUUUAUAUGGUGAAGAUGGUCAACCUAUACAUGUAGAAUUAGUUACAGACUACCAUAACAGCAACAAAGAUCAUCUAGGACAUGAUUCCCAAGUGAACAGUAAUCCUGGUUGUCAUGGAAACGCAGAUCAUCAACUGACAGAUGCAGGUGAAACUUUUCAGCAAUCAAGUGAUAAAGAGAACCAGGCAGGUGAUGAUGGGUCCAAACUCCUGACAGAAACUGCUAUUACUUGUGAUAUGACUGAGCAUCACCUAACUAGUGGUCUACAAGAUGUACAGAUGGUUGCUGGGUCCAAUGGACAGAUGCAGGUUCUGCAGGUCCCUCAAGGAAUGCAGGUUGUACCGCUGAAUCAGCUUCCUAAUCAAGGACACACAGAUGGAGAUUCUGGGGAACAACCUUUUUUCGUUAAUGCCAAACAAUACAAUCGUAUCCUGAAACGCCGUGAAGCAAGAGCAAAGUUAGAAGCACAGGGCAGAAUACCUAAAACUCGACAAAAAUACAUGUAUGAAUCUAGGAGGAAACAUGCGCUGAACAGACCAAGACAACAUGGACAAUUUGGAACUAAAAAGACUGAGACAUUAUGAUAUUCAAGUGAUAAAAAAAUUGAAGUGUCAUGAAUCUGUUUACAGCAAAUGACUC
Molecule: messenger RNA, 672 nt
Organism: Owenia fusiformis
Lineage: Eukaryota; Metazoa; Annelida; Polychaeta; Sabellida; Oweniidae
Source: the annotation of a GenBank genome assembly